Hippocampus zosterae (dwarf seahorse) is the source of this 820-nucleotide messenger RNA. RefSeq names its product bublin coiled coil protein (gene bbln). The transcript has 2 exons. The record is from RefSeq and is a predicted model, not a curated record. Bases 234 to 542 code for a protein of 102 amino acids. NCBI's taxonomy places the organism in Eukaryota, Metazoa, Chordata, Actinopteri, Syngnathiformes, Syngnathidae.
CCCUUCGUUACACUGUAAAUAAAUACAACAUAGCUGUUCGUCGAUCACUGGUCGUCUAUAAGUGAGGUAAAGUGUCGAAUCUUUGCAAGUCUGGAACUGUUUUAUUCGUCUUUUUUCUGGGUUUAUUCAUUAUAACGUCUACUCGUCGAUAGGUUAACGAAUAGUCGUUCCGUCGAAACGUGGGAUAAAACUAAGAUAGCUACCGGGUCAUCGUAAUCCUGUACAUUCUCACAAUGUCUGGACCAAAUGGAGAUCCUGACGUACACAUUGAUGAUGGCAUCAUCGAGGACGGCGACGAAUUAAAUGACGAAGAGUUUGCAGCAAUCAACUCCAUGCUGGACCAGAUCAACUCGUACCUCGAUGGCCUGGAGGAGAAAAACGACGCCCUCAACAGCAAAAUGCACGAACUCCUUGAAUCCAAUCGACAAGCCCGGUUGGAGUUCAGAGCCCAGCUGGAAGAGCAGCAGCCUGGGGACGAUCACUCCUCUUGGCAAGGCACGGACGAAGACCGUGAUAAAGACACAAGAGAUACUUGUAUCUGAACAGUGACACCAGUCAGACACCUUUUCGUCUUGCUUGCAUCCAUGGGUCUGUAAUUUAUGAAAAUGUAGCAGAUUUAAACUAUAAAGUUUACUUUUCUCUCUUCGUGCUGUCUGUAAAAGUACAGGAAAAUACCACUGCAGGGAAUUUUUGGGACAUUUUAAUAUAAAUUAAAAUGUCGUCCAAAAAAUACAUUUGAACUUUCAAGCAUUUUAGAAAACAUGUCUUGAUUUCAGUUUUGUCAGUAGCAGAAUAAAAAUACAGUCUUGAUUAACAAUGA